This is a messenger RNA of Ustilago hordei, 1071 nucleotides long. RefSeq lists its product as uncharacterized. Gene Ontology annotation, molecular function: antiporter activity. The transcript is spliced from 2 exons. Lineage: Eukaryota; Fungi; Basidiomycota; Ustilaginomycetes; Ustilaginales; Ustilaginaceae. The record is from RefSeq and is a predicted model, not a curated record. Gene Ontology annotation, cellular component: trans-Golgi network; endosome; Golgi apparatus. The coding region runs from base 1 to 1071 and encodes 356 amino acids.
AUGUCGAAGGAUCACACAUCACUCCCUAUGCAGAGUCUCUCAAUCGACGAGAAGGCCGGCCACGACCCUAUCACAGGCCACCGUACUCCUUCCGUGGGCACUCCCGGUCACAGCGGUAUGGGCGCACAGCCCACCAACGGUGGCAUCCUCCCUGGUGGCGCCUCUAAGCAAGACAAGAAGAAGCUUCACCCUGCUGUCAUCAUUAUCCUUUGGAUUGCCCUCUCCAGUAGCGUCAUUGUCUACAACAAGUUUGUUCUCGAUCCCAACCAGCUCAACUUCCCCUUCCCCGUCUUCCUCACAACAUUUCACAUGGCUUUUGCAACCCUCGGCACCCGUCUUUUGGCAAGAUACACUCACCUCCUUGAUGGUCUGGCUAACGUCGAAAUGACCAACGAUCGAUGGCUAAAGAACAUUCUUCCCAUCGGCGCCCUCUUCUCCUGCUCGCUCAUCUUCAGCAACAUGGCCUACCUCACCCUUGGUGUCAGCUUCAUCCAGAUGCUCAAGGCUUUCACUCCUGUUGCCGUUCUCCUCAUCUCGUUUGCUUUCGGUCUCAAGCAGCUUUCCGGCACCCUUACCAUGAUCGUCGGUUGCAUUUCCUUCGGUGUUGCUCUCGCCUCUUACGGUCAGGGCGACUUUGCCAUGUCUGGUUUCAUCUGUCAGGUUCUUGCCAUCGCUUUCGAGUCUUCGCGUCUCGUCAUGAUCCAAGUCCUUCUCCAGGGCCUUAAGAUGGAUCCGCUCGUCUCGCUCUACUAUUUUGCACCUGUUUGCGCUGCUAUCAACGCUCUUGUGCUCCCCUUCACCGAGGGUCUCGUUCCUUUCUUCCAGAUCUCCAACCUGGGACCCUUUGUACUUUUCACAAAUGCCGGUGUUGCUUUCGCUCUCAACAUCGCCGCCGUCUUCCUCAUCGGCGCCGCCAGCUCCUUGACCCUCACUCUCGCUGGUGUUAUCAAGGACAUUCUCCUCAUCCUUGGCUCCAUGCUGCUCCUCGGCGAUACAGUGAGCGGGCUACAAUUCUUCGGUUACGGUAUCGCUCUUGCUGGUCUGGUUGCUUUCAAGACACACAAGGGCUAA